This is a messenger RNA of Striga hermonthica, 3789 nucleotides long. The record is from the annotation of a GenBank genome assembly. NCBI's taxonomy places the organism in Eukaryota, Viridiplantae, Streptophyta, Magnoliopsida, Lamiales, Orobanchaceae.
AUGGAUCCGGAUUUCGGGUUUAGCUCGCCGUCAUUGGGCCACUCAAAGCCCGCCGCCGGCCUCUCCCGCCCGCCCCGUCUCGCCAAGCUCCGGAAACCCUUGACCGGCCACCGUCCCAAUCUGUUCAGGCCUGCAACACAAUCGGGCUCCUUCCCUGCUGCGGAAGAUGUGGGUACUGGUUUGGGGGGUCGUAAACCUGAUUUUGAUCUGACCAAACAGAAUGUGGAUCGUGGUUUUGUGUUUGUGGCCAAUGAUAGCAGCCAUACUAGCAGUAGUAGUACCAAGAGUAGCUUAUUUGGUGAGCCUGUUGGGGAUAAUAAUAACAGUGAUUUGGAGACAAGUAAGGCUGCUGAUGAAAUGAGGAAACUGAGAAUUGAGAGCGAAAAGACGAAUUCCGAUAGAGUGAAUAUGAAGAAUGACAGCAUUAGUAGUAGCGGUAGUGCUAGCGGCAAUAUUGGUGGUAAUGUAAAUUUGAGUGGUCGAGAUACCCUUUUUCCGGGAGUCGAUGAAAGCAUUGUUUCCGAAUUACCGGACGAUAUGAGAAGGCUGCACAUUGAAAGCAAACGUUUUAGUGAAAAUUACGGUGGGAAUGUGGAAGGACUUCCUAAUAAGAUGAAUAAGUUGAGUGUGGAAGACUCUAGGCAUGAUGGUUCGUUGAGCUUUGGCUUUGGAGGCAAUGGUGGCAGGUCAAGUGGAAGCUUAGAUAAUAUGCUUCCCCAGGAGAUCAAGAAUCUGAAAAUCGAAGAUUCUUUGAAUAGUUCGGCUGAUGAUGGUAGUUCUCGAGACGAUAGUAAAUUCACAUUCAAAGUUAGUAGAAAUGCUGGGUCCAAACCAAGCACGGGUUCUGGACCAGAAACUACGCCUGCCAAGCGGACUGAGAAUUUGGGUGGUCAUGGGAAUUUGAACAAUGUUUAUGGAUCACUAAAUCCGAGAUUUACUUUUCAGUCUUUGGAAAGCAAGAACAUUGGUACUCAUAGGAACUCUCAAAAUGAAAGUAAUUCGCCACUGCCACCAUCGUUUACAUUCAGUGGCAACAAUUUCAAAGCUGUAGAGACUAUGCCCGAGAUGCCUUCUAUGGACAGAGUUGAGAAGAAAGUCGAUUUCAGCUUUACUAGCACGUUGAAUAGUAUGGCGGCCCAACCAGUGGAGUUCAAGACUCCGGACCCAAAAGCGCAUGCAUUAUUUGGCCUAAGCAGAAAAAACGAGACGAAGAAGGACUCAAGCAAAGAUAGUGGAGUUAAGAAAAAGAAGGGAAAAUGUCAGAAGCAUGUGCAGGUACCUUCGAAGUUCCAGCCGAGCUUUGUCUUUCAGGAAAGCCCAGAAACAAACAGCAAAUCCAAUGAACAGUAUUCUCCCAUGGACUUAUCUCCAUAUGAGGAAAAACUGGCUAACGACAGUAGUUUCUCGAGAGAUGCUUCAGUGGCAUCAGAAGAAUCUUUUCGUGUAGAUGACAUAGCCGAUGAAACUCUUGUCUCUGCAACCAAGGGAUUGCAUAUAAACGAUCUUGAUGCCAAGAGCAGUAUAGGGCAAGAUGAAGAAUUUGUGUAUCAUGUGAAUGAGAGAAUUAUGGUUGAGAAUCCAGAAGAAGGUGUUGCCUCGGGGGCUGAGACCGAGAGCUUUAAGUCUGCAAAUGAUGAGUUGGAUCACUGCACGGAUUCCUUUGUGACUGCACUUGACGUUGAAGUGAGUUCCGGCUCUAAAACCGAGAGUCAAAAUAGUGAUGGCGAGGUCCAGUCGAAAUAUGAUUCUUGUUUAGGAGACACAUUUAAAAGCAGCUUUACUUUUGCAGCAUCUUCAUCCUCUCGUGAACGUGGCGAGUCCUCAUCCUCAGUUCGGGUCCAGGAGAAGAAAAAUAAAACCAAGCUUUCGUUUAACUCAGUCCCAACUGUCAAAGUUCCACAGGAACUGUCUCACUUGUCCUCGUUUCAGGUUUCUGGUUCAACAUUGCUCUCACCCGAGCAGGGUCAAAAGGGUAAUUUCUCCAGUGUAUUGAGUCCGAGAAAGGAUAAGAAUGAUCAAGUUAAAGAACAGGCUACCAGCCAGGACUCUGCCACAGCUGCCUCGAUAGCAGCACAGGAGUCUUGUGAGAAGUGGCGGUUGAGGGGGAAUCAAGCCUAUGCGCGGGGGGAGUUCUUAAAAGCUGAAGAUUGUUACACGAAAGGAGUGAAUUGUAUUUCCAAAAAUGAGGCAUCUAGAAGCUGUCUCAGGGCUCUUAUGUUGUGCUAUAGUAAUCGUGCUGCAACACGCAUAUCACUUGGAAGAAUGAGAGAAGCACUGGAAGAUUGUGCAAGAGCUUCUGCUUUAGAUCCUUACUUUGUUAGGGUGCAGAUUCGAGCUGCUAGCUGUUACCUUGCUCUAGGGGAGGUGGAGAAUGCAACUCUAUAUUUUACGAAGUGUUUGCAAGGAGGGCCUGAUGUCUGUGUGGACCGGAAGCUUUUGAUAGAAGCUUCUGAGGGCCUUGAGAAAGCCAAGAAAGUUGCGGAUUGCAUGGAGCAGGCUGCAGAACUUUUGGGACGGAGAACAGCCAAUGACAUAGAUUAUGCAGUCACUGUGAUUUCUGAGGGAUUGCAGAUAAGCUCUUAUUCUGUAAAAUUGCUUCAUAUGAAAGUGGACGCUCUUUUUAGGCUGAAGAAAUAUGUAGAGCUUAUACAGUUGUGCGAGCAAAUUCUUGGUUAUGUGGAGUCAAACUUUCUGACAUCUGGUGUCGAUAGCAACUCAAUGGAGUGUCAAGGUUCUGAAUUGAAGAGGACUCCCUCCUUCAGGCUCUGGUGUUUGUCACGCAUCUUUGAGGCCUUUUUCUACUUAGGAAGACUUGAGGAAGCCCUUAAGUUCUUCAAAAAGCAAGAGGAAUUAGGCUCUCCUGUCGAAAGUAGUGAAAGCGGGAGACUUCAAUCCAUGUUUCCAUUGAUUGUGACAAUACGCGAGUUGUUACACCAUAAGGCUGCAGGAAAUGAAGCAUACAAAUCAGGAAAGCAUGCAGAAGCUAUUGAGCAUUACACAGCUGCUAUAUCAUGUUCUGUCGAGUCUCGUCCUUUUGCGGCAAUUUGUUUCUGCAACCGAGCCGCCGCAUAUCGUGCUUCAGGACAAAUUUUAGAUGCAAUUGCGGAUUGCUGCAUUGCCGCGGCCCUUGAUGGAAAUUAUUAUAAGGCUAUAUCAAGACGAGCCGCAUAUUAUGAGAUAAUUAGGGAUUAUGGGCAGGCAGCUGCAGAUCUUCAGAAGCUUGUGUCCCUUCUCACAAAAGAAAUAGAAAAGAAGACUAUUCAAUCUGGAGCAUCUGAUAAAAUAGAUAGAGAAAAUGAACUUCGGCAAGCUCGACUAAAACUUUUGGAAAUGGAAGAAGCAGCUCAAAAUGAAAUUCCUCUGAAUAUGUAUCUUAUCCUGGGAGUUGAUCCAUGUGCUUCUGCAUCCGAAAUUAAAAAGGCCUACCGCAAAGCCGCACUCAAGUAUCAUCCCGACAAGGCUGGUCAAUCUUUGACUAAAAAUGAGAAUUCAGAUGAUGGAAUAUGGAAGGAGAUAUCCGAGGAGGUCUACAAAGAUGCAGAGAGGCUCUUCAAAAUGAUUGGGGAGGCUUAUCAAGUGCUUUCUGACUGUGCAAAGCGCUCACAGUACGAUCUGGAAGAGGAGAUGCGUAACACGCCAAACAGAGGAAACAACACUAAUACCACCAAAAUCUAUUCAAAUUAUCAUGAUUAUCCAUUUGAUGGGAGGAGACAGUGGCAAGAGUUUCGGAGAACAUAUGGUAACUCGACCAGAGGAUCUGAAAGAAACCGCUAUAAUUGGUACUCAUGA